AUGUCUGCCGCUCAGCUUCUCAACCCCAAGGCUGAGUCCCGGAGGAGGGGCGAAGCCCUCAAGAUCAACAUCAGUGCUGGUGAGGGCCUACAGGAUGUCCUCAAGUCUAACCUUGGUCCUAUGGGGACCAUAAAGAUGCUCGUUGAUGGCGCCGGUCAGAUCAAACUUACCAAGGAUGGCAACGUCCUCCUCCGAGAGAUGCAGAUCCAGAACCCUACCGCCGUCAUGAUUGCACGAGCUGCCACCGCCCAGGAUGACAUCUGCGGCGACGGUACCACUUCCGUCGUCCUUCUCGUCGGAGAGUUGCUCAAGCAGGCCGACCGAUACAUCUCCGAGGGCCUGCACCCUCGCAUCGUUACCGACGGCUUCGAGAUUGCCAAGGUUGAAGCUAUCAAGUUCCUCGAAGAUUUCAAACUCACCAAAGAAGUCGACCGAGAGCUACUCCUCAACGUGGCCCGCACGUCCCUGGCGACCAAGCUCAACUCGUCGCUGGCCGCUAAGCUGACACCCGACAUCGUCGACGCUGUACUGUCCAUCUACCAGCCUCCCGCGAAGCCCGACCUGCACAUGGUGGAGAUCAUGAAGAUGCAGCACCGCACAGCCUCGGACACGCAGCUGAUCCGCGGCCUGGCCCUGGACCACGGCGCGCGCCACCCGGACAUGCCCAAGCGACUGGAGAACUGCUACAUCCUGACGAUGAACGUCGGCCUCGAGUACGAGAAGACCGAGGUCAACUCGAGCUUCUUCUACUCGAGCGCCGACCAGCGCGAGAAGCUGGUCGAGAGUGAGCGCCGCUUCAUCGAUGCCAAGCUCAAGAAGAUUGUCGAGCUCAAGCAGCACCUGUGCGGCAACGACGGCAAGAAGAACUUUGUCAUCAUCAACCAGAAGGGUAUCGACCCCCUCUCGCUCGACGUCCUGGCCAAGAACGGCAUCCUUGCCCUCCGCCGCGCCAAGCGGAGGAACAUGGAGCGCCUCCAGCUCAUCUGCGGCGGUGUCGCCCAGAACAGCGUCGAGGACCUGUCCGAGGACGUGCUCGGCUGGGCCGGCCUCGUCUACGAGCAGACCCUGGGCGAGGAGAAGUACACCUUUAUCGAGGAGGUCAAGGACCCCAAGUCGGUCACCAUCAUGAUCAAGGGCCCCAACCAGCACACAAUCUCCCAGGUCACCGACGCCGUCCGUGACGGCCUCAGGAGCGUCCACAACAUGAUUGUCGACAAGAGCGUCGUCCCUGGAGCCGGUGCCUUCCAGGUCGCCUGCGCCGCUCACCUCAAGAGCGACGCCUUCGCCAAGAAGGUCAAGGGCAAGGCUAAGUGGGGUGUCGAGGCCUUUGCCGACGCUCUCCUGAUUAUCCCCAAGACGCUGGCUGCUAAUGCUGGCUACGAUGUUCAAGAUGCUUUGGCCGCUCUGCAGGAUGAGCACGCCGAAGGCGACGUCGUCGGUCUCAGCCUGGAGACUGGAGAGCCCAUGGACCCGGAACUGGAGGGUGUCUACGACUCUUUCCGCGUCCUGAGGAACUCGAUCGCCUCGAGCUCGGGCAUCGCCUCCAACCUGCUCUUGUGCGACGAGCUGCUCAAGGCUCGCCAGAUGGGUAGGUCAGGGGGCCCCGGGCCUGGUAUGGAUGGUCCGGAGGAGCACAUGUAA
This is a messenger RNA of Geosmithia morbida, 1641 nucleotides long. RefSeq names its product T-complex protein 1 subunit zeta. Gene Ontology annotation, cellular component: chaperonin-containing T-complex. Lineage: Eukaryota; Fungi; Ascomycota; Sordariomycetes; Hypocreales; Bionectriaceae. Bases 1 to 1641 code for a protein of 546 amino acids. The transcript is spliced from 6 exons. Gene Ontology annotation, biological process: protein folding. Gene Ontology annotation, molecular function: ATP hydrolysis activity; ATP-dependent protein folding chaperone; ATP binding. The record is from RefSeq and is a predicted model, not a curated record.